CAUUUGACAAUGUUGGGAGAAAGUGAGUUCUUCAGUUCCCCACCAAGGAAAGCUGUCAGAUUUGGUGGAACGGUUACAGAAAUCUUAAAGAAAUAUAAACAGGGAGAUACUGUGGAUUAUGAUUUGCUGAUGACACAACUGGAUGAUCCAGAAAUAAAGGAUGCUCAAAUAAUCAACUGGCUUCAGGAAUUUCGUGAUGCUGUCGCACAAUUAACAAAGGAUUUUGAACACGUUGUUAGCAAAAUACUGAAGCUGCCGUGGUUGUCCCGAAGCCCAGUGGUAAUAGAGGAAUACUUGGCCUUCUUAAGUAACCUAGUAUCAGCGCAGACAGUGUAUCUGAGGUCGUGCCUUAGUAUGCUGGUCUCCAGUUUUGUACCAGGAAGAAUUGUUAUCCAAGAAAAUGGUGUGGAUAUUUCAGACUCUGAAGAUGAGGAUGAAAAUCUUCCCAGAAAUUUUGAAAUUUGUCAUCGAGCUCUACAGACCAUAGCAAAAUAUGUGCCUUCUACACCACAAUUUUUGAUGCCAAUACUGGUUGAAAAAUUUCCAUUUGCAAACAAAUCAGCAAGAAUCCUGGAAUGUUACGUGCAUAAUUUACUGAGGAUCACUGUAUAUUUCCCAGUGCUGCGCUUAAAGAUUUUGGAACUUGUAGUGGAAAAAUUCCUAAAACUGGAUGUAAGUGCAUCUCGUAAUGAUAUUGAAGAUGCAGAAGAAGCCGUUGCUGAGGCUAAGAAUGGAUUGUCUACAUGUGCAGAGGAAGGCCUCUUUGACAUGGAUGAGGAUGAAGGGAAGCGGAAAAUUCAGUUGUCACUGCCAAAUGACGAGAUGGCUCAUCCAGUGGCUGAAAGAUUGGAUUUUCUGAUGUCCGUUUUGCUGGCUUACAUAAAGGACAUUUGUUACGAUAAUGAUGAGUUGGCAUUGACCAGGACAAAAGAAUUGUACCGAGACUUAAUAGUGGUGUUUGAUAAACUGGUUUUACCCACUCAUGCUUCUUGUCAUGUCCAGUAUUUCAUGUUCUAUAUCUGCAGCUUCAAAUUGGGAUUGGCAGAAGCUUUCCUUGAACACCUUUGGAAGAUGAUGCAGAAUCCAAAUAAUCCUGCCAUAAUAAGACAAGCAGCUGCAGGCUACAUUGGAAGUUUUCUGGCAAGAGCAACGUAUAUUCCUGUGCUCACUGUGAAAACGUGUUUUGAUUUGCUGGUACCCUGGAUACAUGACUACAUUGACAACCAAGAUGCUGGAACGAAAGCCUACUGUGAUGUGGCUCUGCAUGGGCCAUUCUACUCUGCUUGCCAAGCUGUAUUUUACAUCUUCAUAUUCCGCUAUAAGCAAAUACUGGAUCGAAAUCUGAAAAAAGGUUUAACAUACUUACAGAAUCUAAAUUUUGAACGCAUAGUGAUGUGCCAGCUGAAUCCCCUCAAAGUCUGUUUACCAUCCGUUGUCAACUUGUUCGCAGCUAUUACUAGGAAAUUUCAAUUAGCUUUUUGCUACACAGUUAUUGAACGAAAUAACCGACAAAUUAUACCAGUUGUUAGGAGCAGCACUGGAGGGGACUUGAUCCAGAUUUGCACAAAUCCUCUUGAUAGCUUCUUUCCCUUUGAUCCCUAUAUCCUUAAAAGGUCUAAGAAAAUAUUUGAUGGUAUUUAUCAGGUUUGGGAAGAUUUGAGCCUUCAAGACAUUCAGGCUCCACAGAAAAUCAUGAAACUGAAAAUUCAACAAACACAGAGUAUGCCAUCAGAAUUAAAAAGAAACCUUCAGCUAUCUGGUGUUAAAUAUUGCAAGAAUUGGAUCAUACAGAAAAAUGUCCAGUAACAAUCUCAUUGAUUCCAUUAACUUCAAAGGAUAAAAAGAGAACAUUUCUCUUUAUCAUGUGGGUGUUGCUGGGAAAGCCAGUGUUUGUUGCUCAUCCCAAUUAGCCUUGAAUAAAUGUUACACGAGGCCAUAAGAGACAACCACAUUGCUGUGGAUGUGGAGUCACAUGACAGUCCAGUAAGGAAGAUAGAUUUCCUUUCCUCAAGAACGUGAAUGAGCAAGGUGGAUUUUCAUGGCAAUUGUCAUGAAGACUAGCUUUUUAAAUUCUAUUUAUUUAUUUAUUAAUUGAAUAUAAAUUCCACCAGCUGUCAUCAUGGGAUUUAUAUUCAUGUCUCCAGAGCAGUCUGGUGACAUUAUUACUUUCCAUAAUAAAAGCCAUAACAAGAACAAUGAACAGCUAGAAAAACUCAGCAGAUCGAACAGCAUCUCUGGAAAGAAAGAGUUAAUGUUUCAGGUUGAGGCCUUGCAACAGACCUGAAGAGAAAUAGAAAAAUGUGUGUUUUUUAAGCUGGUGGAAGAGGGGAACUGGAAGAAAGAACAGAAGUGAGGAUCUGUGAUAGGCCACAGGAAGUGUUUGCAUAUGCCACUGACAAGGGAUGAAGAUCUUCAGAAGUUGCUCUUUUGCAGAAUGGCUCUCUCCAACUAUCGCACUGCCUAGGAAGGAGUCCUUCCUGAAACCAGGAGGCUAUGCUUGUGAGCUAAGACUGCUGCUGACCUUGUUUCUUCUCCUUCACUCUGCAUGUACAGAGGUCCUGAAAUCCCUCAGUUACAUGAUGAGCAAUACAUGGGAGCCCAGAGGGCUUGAUUAUAUGAAGUUUAAUUGUCACACAUGAAUGAUCAAGAAAUGUUUCUUUCUAAGCCAUAUCCUGUCUAGUGCAUCCCCAGUCUGUUUCAGUGCUCAAAUUGCUGCAACUCACAAUAUAGCCAGGCCCAUCUGUGCUUUGAGCUGCUCAAGCUCAUCCUUCGAAGGCCAUCUGCACUGAAAUUCAAUGGCUUAUCACUAAUCAAGCUGCAUCUAUUGAAGUAGGAGCACCAAGAUUGCAAAGGCAUGUGGAAGACAGGGAGUGAUCGAGGGUAUUUCAUUUACGUUUGAAUUCAAUAUGACAUUAUCUCAUUUUAAAAUUUAUUUUGGAAUGUAAAUUUUCUGGUGGCUUUCAUUUUGCACAGUGGGAAGGAGGAUGAUAUGACAGUCAGUAGUGGAGAGAUGAUGAUAAUAGGAAGGUGAGGAUUCUUGGUGAAUGAGGAAUUCAAUUUGUGGUUACUGGUCCCAGUUCUUCAUAUGUAGCGCAUGAUGAGAGGAGCUGUCUAGGUUGUCGCAUCCCUUCCUCCUAAGACUUAAUAUUUUGCUUAUUCCAAAAACUGUUCCCUCAGAAUGAUGAGAUUUUGCAAUUAGCAGAAUGCCAUUCCAAACCUUGAGUCCUUUUGAGCCAGAUACUGUGGGGCUUGUCCAUAGUGAUCAGAACAAUGACAUGGUUUCCUGUAUCACAUUUUCUAUGGUGGCAUGGCUGUUUUUUACAUGUAGGAUAAUUUAUGAAUCUGGGCUUAAUUCCUGAGUGAUGAGGCAUUUUGGUGGAUAGGCCUUGUGAUGUGCUAGCUAUCUUUAGGUUUGCUGUGGUGGCUGAAAUACAGGUGGAACUAUGGACUGCUGUAGAAUGAAGGCUUAGUGAUUGUUGAUAAUAGGUGGCUUGGUAUCUUAACUAAUGUGCUGUCUGUGAUUGCACACUAACAGGACAUUGAGAGAGUGAAAUCCUAUUAGUUGCAGUAUAUGCCAGAAAUGAAAUCAGUGUUCACAAGAUAAAGGUGUAUGCAAUCAUUAUCACUCUCUGCAUCAUAGGUAAACAUGCCGUUAUGGCAAACCCUUGUGCUUAAUUUGCACGCUUGUCUUUCACAUGAAAAGAAUGAAAUGAAUUCACAGUGAAUAUAGCAUCCUAGGGACUUCCCUAAUGUUACACUGGAUGUCAAGUGGCCUGAAAUUGCUUAUAUCACCAGUUCCAGCCACAGGUUCUAUUUUGGAUUCCCUCCGGCACUUGCUGUGUCCAAAAAUACAGGCACUACAAAUCCUGAGCUCUGUCAGUGACCUCUUUCUCCAUGUUUCCCAGCCGUACCUCAUGAGGUCAAGUCGAUAAAAUAUCUACCGAUGAAUGGAAGUGGUCUGUGCCAAAAUAAAAAUCAUAUCUCUUUAAUUUACUAAAUGUUUGGUGAACUGAAGUGGGAUAGGUACUGUUGUGAGAACUAAGGAAAGUCUUUGCUGCACUUUUUAAAAGCAAGUUACCAACUUAUUGUGAGUGGCAUUUACAGUGCCGCUUGUUCAACCAAUAGAGGAAGGUUAGCUGCAGACGAACCGGCACCUGGCAUAAUGUAGAAGGUGAGAUCUGACCAUCAACGAAUAGCUGAUUGGUUUGUGAAGUGGUAACCAGUUAUCAAUGAAAAUGGCCUCCGCCUGCCGACAAUCACAUGAUUGGCUCCUAGGUAGUGAACAGCUUGAAGGGUGUGAAAAUAUGGCCAGAACCCUUCAGACCUCCAAAAGGGGAGGUGGUGUCUCUUGCCCUCUCUCAACAAUCAAAUGUAUUUUAAUUCUUGAAGAAAGCCAGUUUAGUUUUCCUUACCAGUUAUUGUAAGCUGUGGCUUUUAACUACUAACUAAAAGAUUUUACAGUUUGUGAAUCAGUCACUGUAUGCCUUCUGCAAGAGUGAAUAAUAGAUGGAGCAGAACAAUUGAUGAACCGUAAGUUGUCACAAAGCAAAAGGAUCACCUCAGCCAAUGCUGUGGACAGGGCCCACUUAACUGUUUUCCUACUUUCUCCCUCCACCCAUAGUGCCAAUGUUUUCUGUCUGUAUAUGUGCAUAAGAGGAGUUUUAUGAGGAAAUUAGAAUUUUAACUAGUAGAGAUAUGUCGGCAACUGAUAGAUAUUACUACAGCUAAACAACUGUAAUUUGUUUAUUUGUGAUAAAUAAGUGAUUCUUGUUAAGUAGAGAAAUUGGGUCCAUGUUUUGUAGUAAACUGAGUCUAAAAGCGCAGGUAAAUUAGAGUUUCCUGAACUUUGAUAAAAUCUUCAAUUUUUGUGAUGACUUCAGGAAUAGUGAGCAUGGUUUCUGGCAUUCUACUCCUGAGAGGUGUGAUAUUCAGUGUCAUUUAUUGCAAUAGUCAUUUUUAAGGAACAGGAAUAUUCUAAUUAUGUUACUAUUACAAGCAUAAGAACAAGGAGCAGGAGUAGAUCACUUGACCCCUCAAGCCUGUGACACCAUUCAGUAAGAUCUUGGCUGAUCUGAUUACUUCACAUUCUACCUACUUCUGAUCCUCUUUUGCCUCCUUGCUUAUCAAGAAUAUGUCUACCUUUGCCUUACAAAAUGUUCAAAGACUCUGUCUCCACCAUGUUUGAAUUCCAAAGACUUAUGGCCCUCCAAUGAGAAGAAAUUUCUCCUAAUUUGUCUUAAAUAUGCAAUUUCUUGUUUUUAGACUGUAGUUCCUGAUUCUAAAUUUGGUCAAAGGAGGAAACAUCCUUUUUACACGUAUUUCUCAGGACCUGGUAUUUGAAUCAAGUUACUUGUUACUCUUCUAACCUUCAGUUUUUUUUUGAACUUUGAGGAAAAUCCAAUGUUGAGUCUCAACAAGCAAACGCUGAAGUGGUUAACACUUUAUGAAUUCAUUAUUGUUAUCGCUGUACUCCUGGAACUGUCUUAAGCUGGCAGACAUCUUGUAAACUGUUACCAUGUGAGAUUUUAAUAAAUAAGCAAGUUUAUGUUUGAGUGAACCGCUUUAUUAUUCCAAAACUCUCCUGUCCUGAUGAUUGACUCGGCUGCAAACGUUUGGCUUGAACUCAUUUGUUUAGUUAGCCACUAUGUAACUGCAAUUCGACUUUAAAAUGCUUCAUGAUGUUCCUUCAUGAUU
Stegostoma tigrinum is the source of this 5694-nucleotide messenger RNA. RefSeq names its product RRN3 homolog, RNA polymerase I transcription factor (gene rrn3). Gene Ontology annotation, molecular function: RNA polymerase I core binding; RNA polymerase I general transcription initiation factor activity. Gene Ontology annotation, cellular component: nucleus. The record is from RefSeq and is a predicted model, not a curated record. Lineage: Eukaryota; Metazoa; Chordata; Chondrichthyes; Orectolobiformes; Stegostomatidae. Gene Ontology annotation, biological process: transcription initiation at RNA polymerase I promoter. Bases 10 to 1806 code for a protein of 598 amino acids. The transcript has 18 exons.